AUUCUCACCUUCAAUACGUUCGCCCGCUUGCUUCUUCGUUUUGCUUGUUUCUUAGUCAACGCCCACCUAAAGUCUCUCCUUUAACACCCUCUUCGGCCUAUCUCACAGGCCAUUUUGCAACGAUGGCCGCAAAUUAUGAUGCAUUGGGUAGUCAGGCCAGAAAUUCACCUUACGGGUCUGGAGACCCAUACUACAACGAGUCGUCAGGUUACAUUACACCCCAUCGCCCGGUCAAGAAGCCAGUCAGUAAAUGGGUCAAGUUCGGCAUACCCGUCGCCGUUGUCGUUAUUGCUGGCGCAGUUCUGGGUGGCGUUUUGGGCAGUCGCUCAAGUAAGAACGCUUCGACACAGAGCGCGGCGGCAGCUGGCGCCGCUGCCACCUCAGCCAUCAGCGCGAAAAAUAAUGUCGGUCGUUUCGCCACAGCAACAGACAGCCAGUACUUAGUGCCAAUAUACCCAAUGACCACCAACACUGCUGCCUAUACUACUCCUACAUUCGUCUCUACCAACAACUCUAGUCUUGCCUGGCCGCAAGAUCCUUUUCAACCAUCCAAUCCCAGCCCGACAUCAGUUCGUUCCGACAGGCCUCGCCUCAUCGCUCCUUCUUACAUGUGGGAGUCCCUUCCCAACCUCAUUCAAAAUGAUCCAUAUCUUUCCGGUUGGAAUGACACUAUUUUCGGAAAUGCAACGCAAUACAUGGCCCUGUCCCCUGUCGCAUAUUACUUGGAUGGCGGUAAUGGUAUAUUGGAUCCUGCUCGUGAGGUCAAACAACGUGUCAAAGCAUUCUCUUACGCAUACCGCAUGACCAAUGACACGAAGUGGCUGGACCGCACUUAUAUCGAGUUGCAGAAUGCAGCUGGCAACUUGACUGGUGGUUGGGGUCCUGAUAAUUCCACAAAAUGGAACCCUACUCACUUCCUCGACACUGCUGAGCUCACUGCAGCCUAUGCUAUCGCUUAUGACUGGCUGUAUAAUGCGUGGACACCCGCUCAAAGAAGCUCGAUCAUGGCUACCAUGAUCACGUAUGGCCUUAAUAACGGGGUCAUCGCUUACAGUAACAACGACCCUGCGGCCUACGGCUGGUGGAAGACUAACACAGAGGGCAACUGGAACUGUGUUUGUAAUAAUGGCCUUACCAUGGGUGCGCUUGCUAUCCUCGGAGAUGACACCACCGGUAUCGCUGCACAACUUCUUGCCCUGACCGUCCCCAAUGCCCUCCAGAACUGUGCUCUUGCUCCUUCGAGCGACGGCACAUGGUCUGAGACAGCCAACUACUGGUACUUCGGUACUACGGGCCAUGCCGAGUUGGCGUCUUCGCUGUUAACCGCUACUGGUUCCACAUACGACCUUCUGUCCGUCAAUCCCGACUUCCAAUUGACCGGUCAAUACCACAUGUAUGUGUCCGGCCCCGGUUCCCUCUUCAAUUACGGCGAUUGUGGUCCAAACAAGUACUCCACCACUGCCAACGCCAUGAUGUUCUACGGCCAGCAGUACAACAUGCCACAAUACCAGCUUUUCCAACGUGAUCAAUUCGACGCUGCUGAGCCAUGGAGUAUGUUCUGGUACAACCCUGCUGUUACUGGUGCUUUCUGGGAUGGUCUAGCUCUCGACCAUUUCUUUGAUAAUAGCACUGAUCAAUGGGGCUCCAUGCGAUCCAGUUGGACAGAUGAGAACGCUCUUUAUGUUGCCGUUAAAGCAGGCACGCUGCAGGGGCACCAGACGCACAACGACCUUGAUUGCGGCGACUUUGUCGUUGAUGCUCUUGGUGUUCGUUGGUUCGGAGAGCUUGGGUCUGGGGACUACAAUUCAGUUGGUUACUUCAGCAAUGACGCUCAGGACAGUCAGCGAUGGUUGUACUACCGCAAAAUGACGGAGGGCCAGAACACCAUUUUGGUCAACCAGGCGAACCAAAAUGUCCUUGCCGCUCCGACUGUCAGGCACGACACUUCGGGUACGGUUCAAGGAUCCAGUACUGUGAUGAAUGUUCCUGGUGACUCCAGUGCCUACUUCGUUGCGGACCUGACGAGUGCAUAUUUCAACGUUACCUCGUUUUCCCGCGGUGUUCACUUGAUCAAUGGACGCAAGCAGGUGCUCAUCCAGGAUGAGAUCAACGCUUCAGCCUCUGUUAUGUGGCGAGCACACACCAACGCAACUAUUUCCUUGAGUGCAGAUAGCUUGACCGCUACACUCACCAUCGGUUCUGCGACCACCACUGUUCAACUGCUCAAUCCUCCAUCUGGCGCGGUGUUCACCACCAUGAAUCCUGUUCGGUUCGCUAGUGACCCCACCCCCCCACAAGCUGAUCAGACUAAUGACGGUGUGACUGUCCUGGUGAUCAGUCUGCCUGCUGGCACGUACACGUUGGAAGUGCUCAUUAACCCACAAUGGCCAGGAAUGUCUGCGAGUUCAUACAUGACCCCGGGCUCUGUGGCUCUGAGCCAGUGGUCGCUGACUAGCCCUUCUUCUUAGUUCACAUUUACUUCGGACACUUUCGUUGUUAUGCGAUGAUGGACGUUUGCAAACGAGAUUGAGUUUUCUUGGGUUGCCAAUUGUUUCACCCUUUAGUACGGAACUUCACUGAUUAGCCUACAUAUCGUGAUGUGUUCCCUCCGUUGUGCUUUUGGAGCACGGAUAAUUUACCAUCGAGGACGCGUGUUGUAGUUUAUACCAUCUACAUGAGUUUCAGG
Suillus clintonianus is the source of this 2686-nucleotide messenger RNA. Its product is annotated as chondroitin AC/alginate lyase. Lineage: Eukaryota; Fungi; Basidiomycota; Agaricomycetes; Boletales; Suillaceae. The transcript has 4 exons. The record is from RefSeq and is a predicted model, not a curated record. The coding region runs from base 123 to 2468 and encodes 781 amino acids. Gene Ontology annotation, molecular function: lyase activity.